Aspergillus affinis is the source of this 471-nucleotide messenger RNA. RefSeq lists its product as uncharacterized. The transcript has 4 exons. NCBI's taxonomy places the organism in Eukaryota, Fungi, Ascomycota, Eurotiomycetes, Eurotiales, Aspergillaceae. Bases 1 to 471 code for a protein of 156 amino acids. The record is from RefSeq and is a predicted model, not a curated record.
AUGUUCCAGCUUUCCAAAGUGCAGCCAGACGUUGAUAAUGAUAAAUUUGUUCAGAUCCCCUGCUCGUCUAUUCAUCGUUACGCUUUCCGGCAACGCCAACAAGAUCACUUCCGCCAGCAAUCUACCGUCGACCUCCUCAAGAAGGCCACCGCUGUGGCCAAGUUCCGUGCUCUCGAACCCGUUGUUAUGUGUCAGCUGUGCAACGAGAUUAGCGGUCUCCUCCACCCUACCGUAAAUGCGGAGCCUGUCCCUGCGGCCGUUACUGCAGCCCUUGCGGCGCUUACCGCCGCCCUGAGCUCCGCUGCCGGCCCCGCUGCUGCCACCGAGGAUGGCGUGUCUGCAAAGACCUUGAGAAACCGGCGCCGCCGGGCCUCUAAGAUCGAGAAGCGUAAGGAAGCGAAGAAGGAGAAGGGGGAAGAGAAGGGGGAAGAGGAGGAAGACCUACUGAUUAACUAUGAUAUUAUUGAAUAG